This is a messenger RNA of Cataglyphis hispanica, 1733 nucleotides long. RefSeq names its product KAT8 regulatory NSL complex subunit 2 (gene dgt1). Gene Ontology annotation, cellular component: NSL complex. The record is from RefSeq and is a predicted model, not a curated record. Lineage: Eukaryota; Metazoa; Arthropoda; Insecta; Hymenoptera; Formicidae. The coding region runs from base 246 to 1661 and encodes 471 amino acids. The transcript has 9 exons.
UACCGUUACCGUCAAAUAUUCUUGAGUGCUCUGUUCAAAGGUUACUUUAUCCGGAGCACAGUAAUUUCUGUUCGUAUUUAAUUGUUGAGAAUUAGUCACGCGUCGGGGAAACAGCUUUCAUUAUCUCUAUGCAUUUCGCUGGAGAUAAUAGUGAGAGAUAACGACCGCCCACGUUUUUUUUCCCCAAGUUUGAAAAUUUUUGUUGAAAAAGGAACAAAUUUUUCUUCGACAUUUCGUAACAAGGUAUGUUUCGGAUACCAAAAUCUACAAUGCCUACAUCUACUGCAACAACAAUUACAAAGCGUCCGAAACAGAUCCAAAAUUGUCUCUAUGCAUCCUAUGAAUGUACACAACCAUGUCUGGAAGGAUACUCAUAUUGCACUAAGCAUAUUCUCGAAGAUUCCAGUGCACCUUAUAAACAAUGUGCUUUUGUAUACAAUACCAGUGGAAGGAAAUGUCAAAAUCCAGCCCCAAAAUUGGAUAGAAGGGAUGUUUCAUACUGUGGUGAACAUUCUAGAAAAGCGCAAAUUGCGCGAAUUAAGUCUCUGUCGCGACGCUCUUUGCCGCAAACACCUGAGAUGCUAUUGCUUAAUUUAAGCCAUUAUGCCAAGCCCAUCGAGUCUAGUGCCGAAGAUACGGAAGAUGAAGGAGGGAAAAUCAGAGCUUUGGAUCCUUUCACCGAAGUUGAUGCUUACAGAGUAAAUGCAAGUGGGAGUGACAUCUUAGAUUAUGCCAGUUCGUCAGAGAGCGACGUCGAACCUACAGUCGUCAAUGAUACACUGAGAGGGGUUUAUCUUGAUGACAGCGACAAUGAAAGUUUACACAGCCCUCAGGAGGAUCCUUUAAAGCACGCCGGUAUUUUUACCGCGGAAGAAGUGGUCUAUAUCGCGAGGGAGAAAUUGAUUAGGCUUCAGUCCCUUUACAUCGAUCAAUUUAGAAGACUGCAGUAUAUAUUGAGGGAAAAAAGGCGAAAAUAUUUGCUAGCUCUGAAGAAAGAAAAGGAAACACUUUGUAGUAUACAUGAUCAAACUAAAGAGACUGCAAAAGAGAAGAAACUUUACGAAAAGUUAAAAGCUUUAAAUCGCUAUCAUAGACGAAGUGGCGCUGAAGCAAUACUUUAUAGGAAAUCAUUAGAACGUCGCGCACAGGUAACUGAACCAACUCAGAAACCGCCAAAUAUGUCCAAGUGCGUGUUUACUGAAGGUGGCGUGAAAUGCGGCGAAAGAACUCUUCCAUCGGCUAAAUAUUGUCGCAAACAUAUUCUAAAGGACCAACAUCAAGUUUUAUUCAAAGCAUGUGGAGCUGUACGGGCGGAUAUAGAGUGUCACGAACCUGUGCCCGUUAUUUUCGAUUCUAACUGUGUCUUUCAUAUGAAUUUGCCGCCAUCGUGCAAACUUGAACCUAUGAAGUUUGAAGAGGAGAAAUUUACGGCGCGGGAAAUGCCGAUAAUUGACAAUCAAUCGAUGGAAAUCGAUGUAGUGGGCGAACCGCAAGAAAUCGACCCUGAUGACGAUAUGGCAGGAUUGAUGAGAGAAAUGAACGACUCUGCUCAUGUAAAACCUUCGUUUGCAAAUGAGAGUUUAAACAGCGAGACUAGUACGGACACCGCGUUCAGUUUAUCGGCGCAGAUGAGUGAUCGGGACGAUUUUGUUACCGUAUGACAAAAUAUUUUUCUGUGAUUUUUGCAAUAUCUGUUAAUUUAUCGUUACUUGAUUGAUAAAAAAUAUCAGGGA